Molecule: messenger RNA, 777 nt
Organism: Schistosoma mattheei
Lineage: Eukaryota; Metazoa; Platyhelminthes; Trematoda; Strigeidida; Schistosomatidae
Source: the annotation of a GenBank genome assembly
AUGAACCCCUUAUCACAGCAACAUAGUGUAGCUAGUAUUGGAAGCUUGUUGGGCAACUUGCCUUUACAAGGAGAUUCAAGCUUACAACAAAAAACUCCACUUAUUUCUGGGGUUCAUAUUCCAGGCAGAACACCUUGUACUCCGCUCACUUUAUCUACUCCGUUGCAAGACCGAGAUGGUGCAAUCCCGGUACCCCAAUUACAGAAUAUUGUAUGUACCGUAUAUUUAGGAUGUAAAUUAAAUUUGAAGAAUAUAGCACUUAGUGCUCGAAAUGCUGAAUAUAAUCCAAAACGUUUUGCUGCAGUUAUAAUGCGUAUACGUGAACCUCGAACAACUGCUUUGAUUUUUUCUUCUGGUAAAAUGGUGUGUACAGGUGCAAAAAGUGAAGAGCAAGCAAGACUAGCUGCAAGAAAAUAUGCUCGUAUUAUUCAAAGGCUUGGAUUUGAAGCUCAUUUCAAAGAGUUCAAAAUUCAAAAUAUGGUUGGUUCAUGUGAUGUCCGCUUUCAUAUACGUCUUGAAGGUUUAGUAUUGUCACAAGGUCAAUUUGCAACAUAUGAGCCAGAAUUAUUCCCUGGGUUAAUUUAUCGUAUGACUAAACCAAAGAUAGUCUUAUUAGUCUUUGUUUCUGGGAAGAUUGUUUUAACAGGAGCAAAGGUUCGUGAAGAAAUUUAUGAAGCUUUUAAUAACAUUUAUCCAAUUUUGAAAAAUUUUAAAAAAUCUGACAAAGAUCCUAGAGCUCUCACAUCAUCAUCAAAUUAUAUGCACCCAUUAACUUGA